This is a messenger RNA of Synchytrium microbalum, 1689 nucleotides long. It is a transcript of the gene PCK1, whose product is annotated as phosphoenolpyruvate carboxykinase (ATP). The coding region runs from base 1 to 1689 and encodes 562 amino acids. The transcript is spliced from 11 exons. Gene Ontology annotation, biological process: gluconeogenesis. Gene Ontology annotation, cellular component: cytosol. Gene Ontology annotation, molecular function: phosphoenolpyruvate carboxykinase (ATP) activity; ATP binding. Lineage: Eukaryota; Fungi; Chytridiomycota; Chytridiomycetes; Synchytriales; Synchytriaceae. The record is from RefSeq and is a predicted model, not a curated record.
AUGACCCAAACAACAUCUCCACUAGCUCGUCGCAGCUCUGUCAGUCAACAAGCCAAUAUGAAUGGUAAUAUCAAUGCUGGUGUUGAGUGGCACGACACAGUCUCUGAGGAUCUCUUCCGAGAAGCUCGCAUCGACUCGAGCAAACCCAUCAUCCACAACGCUUCUGCUGCCGUCUUGUACGAAGAAGCACUCAAAUAUGAACACGGAACCGCAAUCACCUCAUCAGGAGCCCUCGUCACCGACUCUGGAGCCAAAAAAGGUCGCUCACCUAAGGACAAGCGUAUCGUCGAUGAACCAACUUCAACCAACGAUAUCUGGUGGGGUCCAGUCAACAUGAAACUCUCUGACGAUGCCUUCAUGAUCAACCGUGAACGAGCAAUCGAUUAUCUCAACACUCGUUCUCGAUUGUAUGUAUUUGAUGGUUAUGCCGGCUGGGAUCCACGAUACCGUAUCAAAGUCCGUGUUGUCUGUGCUCGUGCAUACCAUGCUCUCUUCAUGAACAAUAUGUUGAUUCGACCUACAAGGGAAGAGCUGAAGCAUUUUGGCACACCUGAUUUUACUAUUUACAAUGCUGGUGAAUUCCCUGCCAAUCGAUACACCUCGGGAAUGACUUCCACCACUUCUGUUGCUCUUAACUUUAAGCGACGAGAAUUGGUCAUCCUCGGUACUCAAUAUGCCGGCGAAAUGAAGAAGGGUAUCUUCACAGUCAUGCACUACUUGAUGCCUAAAGCUGGUGUCUUGUCGCUUCACUCAUCUGCCAACGAAGGACCAGAUGGUGACGUGUCACUCUUCUUUGGUCUAUCUGGUACCGGAAAGACCACCUUAUCUGCUGAUCCUCGUCGUGCCUUGAUUGGAGACGAUGAACAUUGCUGGAGUGAAAAUGGUGUCUUCAACAUUGAAGGUGGUUGCUAUGCAAAGGCUAUCGACCUUUCAGCUGAAAAGGAACCUGAAAUCUAUGGUGCCAUCCGCUUUGGAAGUGUGCUCGAGAACGUCGUAUACGAUGAAAACACCCGUGUCGUCAACUAUGCAUCUUCUGAAUUGACGGAAAAUACUCGUGCUUGCUACCCAAUCGACUACAUUCCAAACGCCAAAAUACCUUGCGUCGGUGGUCACCCCAAGAACAUCAUCAUGCUCACUUGUGACGCCUUUGGUGUAUUGCCACCAGUAUCAAAACUCUCUUCAGCACAAGCUAUGUACCACUUCUUGAGUGGAUAUACUGCUAAGGUUGCUGGUACCGAAGAUGGAAUCACUGAACCUCAAGCAACCUUCUCCACAUGCUUUGGAUCACCAUUUAUUGUAUGGCACCCAACACAUUACGCUUCUAUGUUGGCCAAGCAAAUGGAUCAUCACAAGGCUGAUGCUUGGUUGGUCAACACUGGCUGGAACGGAGGAGCAUACGGAGUCGGAAAGCGAAUCAGCCUGAAAUACUCUCGUGCCAUCCUUGAUGCCAUUCACUCUGGUGAACUCGCCAAGGCAAAAUACGUAAACUACCCUAUAUUCAACCUCCAAAUCCCCACUGCUAUCACUGGUGUCCCUGCUGAUGUCCUGAACCCUGCACGAACAUGGUUGGGUGACGAAGCUUCAUACCAAACCACUGUCCGAAAACUUGCUAUGCUCUUCUCCAAGAACUUUGAUGCCUAUAAGGACAAGGCCUCUGCCGAAGUCAUUGCUGCUGGUGUUCAAUUGUAA